Messenger RNA from Helobdella robusta, 324 nucleotides. RefSeq lists its product as hypothetical. Lineage: Eukaryota; Metazoa; Annelida; Clitellata; Rhynchobdellida; Glossiphoniidae. The record is from RefSeq and is a predicted model, not a curated record. The coding region runs from base 1 to 324 and encodes 107 amino acids. The transcript has 4 exons.
AUGCAGGAACAUGAAGGAUUUGAAAAACCCAAACAUGAGCAUACAGACGAGAUCAAAGAACAGGAAGAUGAGAAUGACAUAAGAGUGAAGCAGAUGCUCAAAGUUUGCCAAGUAAAGACGGAAAAAAAGGAGAAACAGCCCCAAGGUACUUUCACCAUAUCGUUAGCAAAGUUCAAAAAUAAAAGUCGUAAAAUGAGUGGAAGGAUUGAGAAAAGUCGUGCCAAGUCGCCACCUGGAUCGACAAUGUGGCGUAUCGGGUACGAGAACGAGAAAGUUACGAAGUGUGGCAAGUACGAGUUGAAGUGCGUGUGUUUUCCAAAUUGA